AUGCCAAAGAUUAAGAGCUAUACGGCUCCAUGGCUGUCGCAAGGGCCCGGUCAGCGGUUAUUUGCUCCAUCUGCAGACGCUGCAUCACCCUACAACUCUAAAAAGCAGAACAUUCCUGGGUCCAAACGCACGAUCGCUCGCCGCGGCACUGAAGUCUUUGUCGCCGUCGGCAAAGAAUUGCGAUGGGGUGACCUGGCAUACUUGAAGGAGAAAUGGACUGCCAAACACCCUGGCGGACGCUCCGCUAGCAAGAUAAAGAGGGAGGAUUCAGAUGAUCUCCAGGCCUCAAUCGAGGAAGCCGCAGCAGCGGAGGGCUUUCGUACCAUCAAGACACCCGUCGCGAUGGACAUCCGACAGCUCAUCAUAUCGCCCGACUCGAACCACCUUGCCGUCUUGACAUCGCACACCAUCCACGUCUGCGCCUUGCCCGAUCCUUCGCAUUUGACAUCCGAUGACACGGGACCUCUCAAAACCAACUUUCGCAUGGUUGGCCCGACCACCCACGUUUCGACUGCGGCACCACUGGCCUCUGCGCUGUGGCACCCGUUGGGAGUCAAGAGCUCCUGCGUGGUGACUGUGACGACGGACGCCACUGUGCGGCUCUGGGAGCUUUCUGUAGAGAACCGAUGGUCCACCGACAAGCCUACCGUAUCUAUCGACUUGAAGAAGCUCGCAGAUGGCCAAACACUGGACCAGGAUUUCACAGCGUCAACCUCUGCCGGCACAGCAUUUUCGCCCGACAGUUACGAGAUGGAGGUCGCCUCGGCAUGCUUCGCCGGGCGUGGAUCGGGCGGUUGGAGCCCAAUGACUCUCUGGGUUGCUAUGACCGAGGGAGACGUGUACGCGCUGUGCCCUCUUCUUCCCGAACGCUGGGCGCCGCCUCCCACUCUGAUCCCGUCGCUUUCCGUUUCGAUCGUCGCCAAGGUCGCCGCGAUAGAAGAUGACCCCGACGUUACGGAGCACGCCAGGCUUCUAGCCCAACAGCAGCUCGAGUGGAUGGGCGAGAUUGACUCUCAAGAGCCUCGCAUUAUCGAGGCGGGUAUCGCCGAACCUUCCGUGGAAAUCUACAACCGGCCAUCAAAGCCAGGCGCUGUGCCCCGCCUGCAAGGUCCUUUUGAUCUCCUCGCCGAUCCUGAAGGCGAUGACCUUGAUGGUCUCUUGACCGAUAUCCAUGUUAUUGGAAAGAAAAUCGACACGGAGGAGCUCAUGAUGGGUGAGGAUGAAUUAUUGGAUAUGGACGAAGGCGAACAAGAAGGCCUGUCCCUGUCAAUCGUCUGCCUUCUUUCUUCAUCCGGCCAGGUCAGAGUGUUGCUUGACCUGGAGGGCGUCGAGGCCCAAUGGCUGCCUCCGAAGGGCAAGAAAUCAAGGAUCAGUCGCCUCGCUCAGCUUGCCGAUCCCCCAUCCCUACUGACGUUCCAAUCGAUCGACACUAUGCGGCCAACCGAGGUCGCCGAAGACAGCUGGCCAAUGUUCUCUACAGAUGUCACAUCACGCUAUUCUUUCUUUAUUUCUCAUCACGCUGGUUUGACAUACAUCUCGUUGUCGCCUUGGGUGUUCCGCCUUGAGGGCGAGUUGCAGGGCGAUGUAGAGGCUGGGGCGGACUUUCGACUAGGACUCCUUGUCAAUGGACAAAACUCGACCCGCGAAAGGCUGUACACGCAACCAUCUGCCGAUGUCUUGGUCCCGCUUGCCGCAGCUGUCGCCAUUCGCGAUCUUGACCUGGGCUACUUCCUGUUGUCAGGAACGGCGUUCGAGCCGAUCGCCCUCACGUUUGAGACGCCUGAAGAAGACUUCAGUCCGGUUCGCCAGGAGACUCCUCUGCACGAGGAGAAAAUGGCAGACAUGCAACCCCUGGACUUUUAUGAGCCCCGCCCAGCUUUCCAGCCUUCGCAUGCUUUUGGUCAACAGUCCGGCCUCCCAGAGCUUCUUUCCAUGCUGCGGAGCUCGCGUCAUCGCACGAUACUCAACCAGGAAGUGCGGCUAUCGCCAGUGACGCUGCAGAUCUUGACAGACGCUCACAGGGUGCUCGGCGACGACACACAUAAGCUGGCGGUUGCCGUGGCAGAGCUUUUCCGACGUUGCAGCACCUUGCAACAGGAGCUGAAGGAUCAGAUUUACAAAGCCAACGAAGUCAAGGACAAGAUUGACAGGAUCUCGGGCAACGACAAAGAGGGCGAGGGCAAGGGCGAGAGCGACGAGACCAGAUUUGAGCGUCGCAUCGCCCGGGCACAGGACCGGCAACGCGAGCUUGGUGAACGCCUGGAACGCAUCAGGAAGCACGCAGGCAAAGUCGCAACACGUGAGCUCAGCACCAAAGAGAGGGCGUUGGUCGAGGAAGUUAAAAGUCUGGAGGCCAAUUUGUUGGGCUCAACAUCGCGGGAUGCACCAGCUGCCAAGACGCAGUCGCAAAUGUCUAAGCGGGUGCAAGCUGUGCAGCAACUGCGUGAGGAAUUGGCGGGCGAGGUGGCACGGAUACAAAAAGAGAGCGAGGUUGCCGAGGGCGCCAAUGACAAAGAGGGCAAAGAACUUUCGGCGUCACAGUCAGGCGAUCUCAGGAUACCUUCGGAGGUCCGAAAGGCCAAGUUAAGACAGGUUCGCGGACUUUUGGACCGCGAGACUGCCCUCGUGGAGGCGGUCACUGCGCGGUUGACUGCUUUGCAGAUGUAA
Molecule: messenger RNA, 2667 nt
Organism: Verticillium dahliae VdLs.17
Lineage: Eukaryota; Fungi; Ascomycota; Sordariomycetes; Glomerellales; Plectosphaerellaceae
Exons: 2
Coding region: 1-2667 (888 amino acids)
Biological process (GO): mRNA export from nucleus; ribosomal large subunit export from nucleus; ribosomal small subunit export from nucleus
Cellular component (GO): nuclear pore
Molecular function (GO): structural constituent of nuclear pore
Source: RefSeq, a predicted model, not a curated record